Molecule: messenger RNA, 228 nt
Organism: Letharia columbiana
Lineage: Eukaryota; Fungi; Ascomycota; Lecanoromycetes; Lecanorales; Parmeliaceae
Exons: 1
Coding region: 1-228 (75 amino acids)
Source: RefSeq, a predicted model, not a curated record
AUGCUGGCAAACGGGUCAGGCUUUGAGAAGAUGGGACUUGAGGAGUUUCUGUACACGAAGAAAGUGGUGGGAUGUUUGGCCUGGGUGGCGCUAUCGAACUAUGCCCUUCUGGAGAAGUACGAUACAAAUGGCGAUCUAGUGCGAUAUUCGGCCGAGUUGACCGGAUAUGUGAUGGAAUAUAUCAGCAACGCAAGGGAGAGAGUCGUCGAGUUGACCUCGUGGUGGUGA